Desarmillaria tabescens is the source of this 2844-nucleotide messenger RNA. RefSeq names its product glycoside hydrolase family 3 protein. The coding region runs from base 241 to 2787 and encodes 848 amino acids. Gene Ontology annotation, molecular function: beta-glucosidase activity. Lineage: Eukaryota; Fungi; Basidiomycota; Agaricomycetes; Agaricales; Physalacriaceae. The transcript is spliced from 14 exons. Gene Ontology annotation, biological process: glucan catabolic process. The record is from RefSeq and is a predicted model, not a curated record.
CUUAUACCAUCACGAGCAAAAAAAGUAGCAGCUACCUCCUGGUCCUAUUAAUGGUCUGCUACGUGAAAAUAUCGGAUAUUGCAUUCCAAGAUCUAUCACUUUUACUUGCUGGAUGAUUCUCCGCUUCCUCAGGGACCUGCAUGUGCUUGUACACUACGUCAAGUUUUCCCAUGAUAACUCCGACCGGCCUGGGACUAUAUAAGCUAGCGCGAUAUUCGCCUAUACUGCCCCAUUCUUGCCAUGACACACCCUUUCCUUGAUGCGGACAUCGCUGACCUCGUACGGAAGCUCAGAAUCGAUGAAAAAAUAGCGCUACUCAGUGCCCCCAAUUGGUGGAACACCACUGCCAUUGAGCGCUUGAAGAUUCCUUCUGUUCGCAUGAGCGACGGACCUAACGGCGUUCGAGGAUCGUCUCAUUUCGUCGCUACGCCUGCGCAAUGCAUUCCGUGCUCAACUUCUCUUGCCGCCACCUUUGAUACCGAGUUAAUACACAAGGCUGGGAACUUUCUAGCACAGGAAGCUAAAAUUAAGUCAUCCGUUCUGUUACUAGCCCCAACCUGCAAUAUUCAGCGCUCACCACUGGGCGGGAGAGCUUUCGAAUCCUUUUCCGAGGAUCCACAUCUAUCUGGCAUGAUGGCUUCCGCCUACGUCAAUGGACUGCAAGAGGAAGGAGUUGCCGCAACCAUCAAGCAUUUUGUUGGCAACGACCAGGAGCAUGAGAGAACUGCCGCGGAUUCAAUUAUGUCAGACAGAGCCUUGCGAGAAAUCUAUCUGUAUCCGUUCAUGCUGGCGCAGAAAAAUGCUCAACCAUGGGCCUAUAUGACUUCAUACGGUCGUGUCGGAGGGUUACAUUGUUCUGAAAAUCGUCAACUCUUACAGGGAAUUCUCCGAAAUGAAUGGGGCUUUGAUGGAAUCGUUAUCAGUGACUGGUUUGGCACUUACGGCGUCGACGAAGCAAUCAAUGCUGGGUUGGAUCUUGAAAUGCCCGGCCCACCCCGAUGGAGGACUCAACUGUUGGUUUCACACUGCCUGACGUCACAGAAACUGCUGCCUUCUGUAAUAGACGAGCGCGUCGCUACCCUUCUUCGUUUUGUGCAGCACCAGGCUCGUAGGAACCCUGAUGUCGUCUAUGGUGACGGCAAGGAACGCAGUCGAGACUCACCUGAAGCCCGAGUAUUCUGUCGGAAGCUUGCUGCCGAUGGCAUCGUUCUUCUCAAGAACAGGGAUAAUAUCCUUCCCCUUGCUGCAGAAAAGGUGAAAAGCCUGGCCAUUAUGGGGCCUAACGCCAAAGGAAGUGUCAUCUCAGGAGGCGGGUCAGCUCAGUUGAAAGCUACCUAUGUGGUGACUCCAUAUGCUGGCAUUACAGAAGGUGCCCCGAAGAAUCUGGUCAUCGACUACGAAGUCGGUUGUUACGCUCACAAAUAUCUGCCUACAUUGGAAGCCAACUUGAGAACGCCAACCGGCGAAUCGGGCUGGCUUUGCACAUUUUAUAAUUACGACGAGCAAGGCAAGCUUACGGAGCCUGUUGCCGACUUUAUCCUAUGUGAUACACGCGUGAAACUGAACGAUUUUCUUCCUGCUGGGCUCUCGUCGACUUGGAUGAUCAAGUUGACUGGAAAGUUGACUAUGGACAAGACAGGUCCUUAUGACCUUGGUUUGACAGUCGCAGGGCGCGCGAAGCUCUGGGUGAAUGGUAAAUUGGCGAUCGAUAACUGGACAAAACAGACACCCGGAGAUUUCUUCUAUGGCCAAGGGACUAUUGAAGAGAAGGCAACGUUAGAUUUCAAAGCCGGUGUUGGUGUCGACGUUCUGGUGGAGUAUAUCAACACAUCUCCGCCGAAAAACAGCGAUAAAGAGGACGACAUGAGAAGCUCUCAACCAGCGUUGAUGCGUGGCGUUCGUCUUGGCGGUUGUGAAAGGAUUGACCCUGACAAAGCGAUUGAUUCUGCUGUAUCGCUCGCUUCCAAAGUCGACGCUGUUGUCUUCUUUGCCGGUCUAACACCCGAAUGGGAAAGUGAAGGAUUUGACCGACCUACCCUGCAGCUUCCCGGAAGACAAGAUGAAGUUAUCACCUGUAUUGCGGAGGUAAAUCCCAAUGUCGUUGUCUGUAUCCAAGCGGGAUCGGCGGUGUCUAUGCCCUGGGCUGACAAGGUAGGAGCAUUGCUUCAGUCGUGGUACUCAGGGAAUGAAGCAGGAAAUGCUAUUGCCGACAUUAUUUUCGGGAAAGUGAAUCCGAGUGGCCGAUUACCCCUCACGUUACCUGUUCGUUUGGAAGAUGUUCCAUCGUUCUUGAACCGGCACAGUGAAUAUGGAAAGAUCUAUUACCGGGAAGACUUGUUUGUCGGAUACAAGCACUACCAGGCCGUUGGUGUACAGGCGCAGUUUCCAUUUGGCUUUGGACUCUCCUACACAGAAUUUUCACUGUCGAAUUUGUCGCUAACUGCAGUCACUGAAGUGGACGUUCAGGUUUCUGUUGACGUGAAAAACACAGGAAACAAAACGGGUUCGCAGGUUGUACAGCUUUAUGUGUCAUAUCCAGACAUUGGUAUGACGCAGCCUCCGUUGCAAUUACGAGGUUUUGCGAAGGCCCGGGAUAUACCGCCAGAUUCAACACAGACGGUCCUUAUUCCUCUCGACAAGUGCACGUUUUCCUUCUGGGAUCCUUCUGUUAAUUCCUGGCGCGUUACCGUUGGAAAAUACGGCCUGCACGUCGGGUCCAGCAGUGAGCAGUUGGACUUGGAAGCGGUGGUGACAGUGAAGAAAGGAUUUGUAUGGAAUGGAUUGUGAUGUGAUGCAGUAUGUACUUAGUAAACAAAAAAGGAAAUUCAGCAAUUAUGUCCUUGG